AAUUGAAUGAGCUAUAAAAUGGUGCUUAAAAUACUUUUUGUGAUUGCUUCAUUAGUUUCGUAUGUGGUCAGUGAUUCCUGUGUGACGUACGAUUUUGAGGGAGAAUUCGAUAAUUCUUUUAGUAGCUAUGGUGUCUGUGAGUCAAUGCCUAUGUGGUAUGUUGGCGAUUACAGUACUGUGGGCCUUACCAGUCCAAGUGGCCUCAGUACCAAGUUCGUCUCACCUCAUUCAAGUAUGAGUUGUGCCUCAUCAUUCCUCUUUACUAUGAACGCGGGCGGUAUCGUUGAAGUGAACCUUUACAUGGAACCAACAUCUGCGAAUGAUCAUCUACAAAUUCUGGUCCAGCAAGAACUGUCUGGUGGUGUAGCUUUCAUCACAGGAAUGAAAUUUUUAAACACCGUCAAUGGGUGGAUUACUGCGCAAAUAACCUUAGCCGGCCCAGAAGUUUAUCAAGGCUACAUAUCCAUAAUUGGUAUGGCGUCACCUAAUUCCAUAGUGUUGGUUGAUUCAUUCCGGUAUAUUCCACCUGGUACGGCUGAAACUGUAUGCUGGAUAUACGAACCACCACCAACCACUCCGGCGCCCAACCCUGACUGUAUCAGACCACCUGGGGAAGACAAUUCAUGGUUUUGGACCAAGCUCAUCAUUGCGUUGAUAAUUCUUCUAAAUCUAGUAGUGUUGGUUUUAACAUGUAUUGUAUUUUACGAACUCGGAAGGAGUAAGGCUAGUAUACCUUUAUUGAAACGUUUCGUCUCAACAGCACCACCGCCGACACCACCACCUUCAACAUAAUCAUGAUACAAUUCGUCUGGAUAUCAUACCAAUAUACUCCUUUCUCUCUUUCUUUAGUUAUUCAAUUUUAAACUUUAUUGUUUUGUUUGAAAAUUGAAAAUUGUCGAAAGAGAUAUCGUGGUUUAAUAAUUUGGUUUAAUAACUUUGUUUAUGCCUAACGCAGCUCACUGGCUAUCUCUGUAAAUUGUUCCUUGAGCGUAUUGCCAAGAGUUUUGUUUCUGUUAAUAUAUGGAAAA
Messenger RNA from Spodoptera litura, 1028 nucleotides. RefSeq lists its product as uncharacterized. The record is from RefSeq and is a predicted model, not a curated record. NCBI's taxonomy places the organism in Eukaryota, Metazoa, Arthropoda, Insecta, Lepidoptera, Noctuidae.